AUGGCUUCAGAGAUGUCGUCCGAGGUCUGUCGCUUCUUAUCCACCGAGUGCUCCUGCACCGUUCUGGAAAAGUCCAAAGACUCCAUCGAGCAGCAGUACAUGCGCCUACUUGAGCUACGCUGCUCUCAGCUCCAAUCCGAACUUGAUAAGGAGCGCAGCAAAGCAAAUACAAAUGGCGACAGUACCAACGUCACUACAUCCAGAGCACAAGGAGAAAGUUCUGAUAAAGAAGACCUCACGUCAGCGGCGGAUGUGCCUUCAGAGAAGCUGGCGAAUGACGACAAAAGGGGCGGUUCGAGCGAAGCGCCUUCUGACGACAAGGAUGACAAAGGUGACCACGGUGAGAAAAGUGAGAAUUCAGGCGAAGAGAACAAGAAGGAUGAGGCCGAGAAGGAGAAAUCAAGCCCUCCUGCCCGAGUUCGAUUGGUAGAACGAAAGUACGAGGACGAGUACGAAUUCGAGUACGAGGACAAGGACAUCGAUAUAGACCAGAUCGUUGCCUACGAGAUCGAGGACGACAAGUUGACCGCCGAAGAGCCGUCGGUCGUUUCCACAAUCUUUCGACGUGUCAUGAAGAGCGACAACCCCAAGCGCCUCUCUCAUGAACAGAUCGUGAUUGAUUCACCGGCGCUGAAAAAAAUCUACCGCGACAUUGCCACUGAUACCGUGAGCAAUGACGAAAGAGUUACUGAUUUAAAGUCUCCUUUGAUUCUUACGGAGCCCUUCACGCAAUUUGCGUGGCACUGGAUGAAAUUCUCGAAUGCGUGCAAAACACAACCUGGUGAUAGUGAGGAGACAAGUCACGCAAGGCAAGACCUUGAAAAGCUCAUGGCCAUGCUCAAAAGGUCUCGGCUGGAACCGUAUCUCAAAGCUCGAGAAACGCUUGCCCUGACCGGAAGAUUACCCUUCUGCUGGUUGUGGACACUGUUCUGCCCCGGAACGAAGGUCUUUGCAAAAACCUUCAUGGACGAGAUCCAGAUGCUGGAGGUCUUUACAUGCGACUUGCCUAAAUUAGGCGAUUCUGUCUGGACAGAAAAAGAGUUCGAAGUCAUUUGCCUCGGACUCGACUGGAACGGGUCUAGUUUCGAACCAGUCCAAUACACUUUCACGCUGAAGAAGAAAAAGGACACCGGUGAGCAAACGGACGAGGCCGUGGACAUGCUCGAGGUUUACCCUAUCUCAUAUCACAAGAAUCACGAGGAAGCGCGUGCCGGGCUGGUGAAGCGCGGCGAGUCUUUCUGGAGCAUCUACAAUCAUGAGGCUCGAGGUUUCCAAUUCCAAUACAGCGGUGGCGUUCUCGCCAGCGCUGCUAGUAAAAUCGGAUUUUCACCAAUGCUGUCAAAGCGAGAUACCGACGACGGUGACGACGCCAGGUCCACCGUCUCGGGAUCGGAGAAAACUUAUACGAAUGAGCCCAGCCGCAAAGACUAUCACGGUCAGAUCAUUGUCGAUGCACAUUCGUUUUUGCGCAUCUUGGACGAGAUUACACCGCCUCUCGGUACCAUAGCCGCGACCUAUUUCGAUGACUCCGAAUGCACAUGUCGUGCAUGUUUAAACCAGACUACACUUCAUUGGUAUUGGAAUUGGCUUUGUUCAUCUACAUCUCCACGUAAGCUGUUUGAGGAGUUUCGGAAGGACGAAAAUCGACUCGCCAUGUGUCCGCCGCGCGUGCUCGGCUACAUUCUCAAAGAGAAAGUUUGGGCGCAAUUCAAACUCAAACUUUGCAAGGGAGGCAAGAAUCAGGAUGGCGAAGGCAAAGAUUUCUUCCGUGACCAGCUCCAACUCGGUCAAAAUUUCAAGGACAUUCUCCUUGCAUGUGUCAACAACCAUGACUCAUCACGAUCUAAUCGACACGGUGUUUUUGAGAAAACACAAGAUGGUGUUCCCGGAUCCCUCGAUGUCAUUGAGGGGAAAGGCAAGGGCCUUGCGAUCUUACUCCAUGGACCACCUGGCGUUGGCAAGACCCUCACGGCUGAGACGAUCGCGCUCGCGACAGAGCGACCAUUGCUCGCUGUCUCUGUAGCCGAUAUCGGGUCCGAGGCGGCUGAAGCAGAAGGCCGGCUGAAAGCCACUUUUGCGAUAGCAGCACGCUGGGGUGCGAUUCUACUCAUCGAUGAAGCCGAUGUAUUCCUUGAGGAACGCGUGCACACCGACAAUCCGAACCGGAACAUGCUUGUUUCGGUACUACUCCGCUGCUUAGAGUAUUACGAAGGCAUUAUCUUCUUGACCACGAACCGGAUCCGAUCAAUUGACAUCGCAGUGCAAUCGCGCAUGCACUUCACGAUUCAGUACAAGCGCUUAACCCCACCCCAGAAGGUGAAAAUUUACAAGAAUUUGCUUGACAAAGUCAGCGAUAGGAAGAUCGCGGGCACUCGGUCGAAACUUUACAGUUCAAUCGAGAAGCAGUUGUGCCGGCGCAACGAGAUGAAUGGCCGACAGAUCCGCAACAUCGUUUCAAUGGGGUUGGCCCUCGCCAAUGAUCGUGGUGAUCAAGGUGAAGGAGAUGCACGUCUUACGAUGGACGAUCUUCUGUCCAUCUAUGAGAUGACGUUGGACUCCCUUUUGAGCCUCAAAGACGUCACGGCCAAAGCUCAGCAGAGAAACGAGGCUGAGGAAGACACGGAGCUGAAUUCAUAG
Messenger RNA from Dissoconium aciculare CBS 342.82, 2637 nucleotides. RefSeq lists its product as uncharacterized. The record is from RefSeq and is a predicted model, not a curated record. The transcript is spliced from 7 exons. Lineage: Eukaryota; Fungi; Ascomycota; Dothideomycetes; Mycosphaerellales; Dissoconiaceae. Gene Ontology annotation, molecular function: ATP binding; ATP hydrolysis activity. The coding region runs from base 1 to 2637 and encodes 878 amino acids.